This is a messenger RNA of Monodelphis domestica (gray short-tailed opossum), 11978 nucleotides long. It is a transcript of the gene USP34, whose product is annotated as ubiquitin specific peptidase 34. Gene Ontology annotation, biological process: protein deubiquitination. Gene Ontology annotation, molecular function: cysteine-type deubiquitinase activity. NCBI's taxonomy places the organism in Eukaryota, Metazoa, Chordata, Mammalia, Didelphimorphia, Didelphidae. Gene Ontology annotation, cellular component: nucleus; cytosol. The record is from RefSeq and is a predicted model, not a curated record.
GGGUGGGGAGGGGAGGACGGAAGAGGAAAGGGAGGGAGGUGAGCCAGCUAGAGGUGGUGUGGGGUGGGUGGGUGUGUGCGUGUGUGUGUAUGUAGAGGUGUGUGUAUGUGUGUGUAUAUGUGUAUCGUGUGUGCGGAGAGAGGAGGGAGGGGGAGGGAGAGGGAGGAGGAGGAGGAGGAGGAGGAAUGAGAGCGAGAGUCUCUUCUCUUCGGCUCCUUCGCCUGGUCGGAAAGAGCCGAGCGCAGCCCGAGCGCUCUAGUAAAAUGGCGGCGUCGGCGUCGGCGGUGGCCGCGGCGUCUGGUCGGUGAAGUGACUCGACUGCUUCUCUCCCCCAUCCCCCUCCCUCCCUCCCUGUCCCCUCCCCCCUCCUUCCCCCCCCCUUCCCCGCCGCCGCAGGCGCCUCCGCGCCCCUCCGGCCUGCGCACCUCCCCUCGUCCCCCCCCUCUCCCUCCUCCCCCCCCCUCACCGCCCCCGCUCCCGGGACAGGCAGUUCCUCGUCCCCUUCACCUCCCCACCCUCUCCGGCUCUCUCCUCCCCCCUCCCCCGCCGGCCGGCCGGCCCCCCUCCUUCUCUCUCCCCUCCCCCCCCCUCCGGUCAGGAUCAGUCCGUGCGAUCCGAAGCGGGGGAGGGGGGGGGCGGCGGCUGAACGAUGUGCGAGAACUGCGCAGACCUGGUGGAGGUGUUAAAUGAAAUAUCAGACAUUGAAGGUGGUGAUGGACUGCAACUCAGAAAGGAACAUACUCUCAAAAUAUUUGCUUAUAUCAACUCCUGGACACAAAGGCAAUGUCUAUGCUGCUUUAAGGAGUAUAAGCACUUGGAGAUUUUUAACCAAGUAGUAUGUGCUCUCAUUAACUUAGUGAUUGCCCAAGUUCAAGCGCUUCGGGACCAGCUCUGUAAACAUUGCACUAUUAACAUAGAUUCAACAUGGCAAGAUCAGAAUAAUCAAGCUGAGGAGCCAUUGAAUGUAGAAAGAGAGUCUCAUGAAGAAGAAAAUAUAGAAAGACAAAAAUCAGAGAAAAAAUUAGACUCUACAAGGAUUUGUAGCCUGACGGAAGAGGAGUCUACAAAGAAUUCUGAUCCUUUUAAUUUAUGGAGUACAGAUGAGAAGGAAAAACUCUUGCUAUGUGUGGCAAAAAUCUUUCAGAUUCAGUUUCCCUUAUAUACUGCUUACAAGCAUAACACUCAUCCUACGAUAGAGGAUAUUUCAGCUCAAGAAAGCAAUAUAUUAGGGGCGUUCUGUGAUAUGAAUGAUGUAGAAGUACCAUUGCACUUGCUUCGUUAUGUUUGUUUGUUUUGUGGAAAAAAUGGCCUUUCCCUCAUGAAGGAUUGCUUUGAAUAUGGAACUCCUGAAACUUUACCGUUUCUGAUAGCACAUGCAUUUAUUACAGUUGUAUCUAAUAUUAGAAUAUGGCUGCAUAUACCUGCUGUCAUGCAGCAUAUUAUUCCAUUUAGGACCUAUGUUAUCAGGUAUUUAUGCAAACUUUCUGACCAGGACUUAAGACAGAGUGCUGCUAGAAACAUGGCUGAUUUAAUGUGGAGCACAGUGAAAGAACCAUUGGAUACAGCCUUAUGCUUUGAUAAAGAAAGCCUUGAUCUUGCAUUUAAAUACUUUAUGUCACCCACAUUGACUAUGAGGCUGGCUGGAUUAAGUCAAAUAACAAAUCAGCUUCACACUUUCAAUGAUGUGUGCAAUAAUGAAUCCCUAGUUUCAGACACAGAAACGUCAAUUGCAAAAGAGCUUGCAGACUGGCUUAUUAGCAACAAUGUUGUUGAGCAUAUAUUUGGACCAAAUUUACAUAUUGAGAUUAUCAAACAGUGCCAAGUGAUUUUGAAUUUUCUGGCAGCAGAAGGACGACUAAGUACUCAGCACAUAGAUUGCAUUUGGGCUGCAGCACAGUUGAAACAUUGUAGUCGGUACAUACAUGACUUGUUUCCCUCCCUCAUCAAGAACUUGGAUCCUGUCCCACUUAGACAUCUUCUUAACCUUGUUUCAGCUCUUCAUCCAAGUGGUCAUACAGAACAAACCUUAUAUUUGGCAUCUAUGCUUAUUAAAGCUUUGUGGAAUAAUGCUCUAGCAGCUAAGGCCCAACUUUCAAAGCAGAGUUCUUUUGCAUCUUUGCUCAAUACUAACCUCCCUAUGGGAAAUAAGAAAGAGGAAGAAGAGCUCAGAAGAGCAGCCCCGUCACCCUGGUCACCUGCAGCUAGCCCUCAAAGCAGUGAUAACAGUGAUACCCAUCAAAGUGGAGGCAGUGAUAUUGAAAUGGAGGAGCAGCUUCUUAAUAGAACCAAACAUGUACAGCAACGGCUUUCUGACACAGAGGAGUCGUUACAGGGAAGUUCUGAUGAAACUGCCAAUAGUGGUGAGGAUGGAAGUAGUGGUCCUGGAAGUAGCAGUGGGCACAGUGAUGGAUCUAGUAAUGAAGUCAAUUCUAGCCAUGCCAGCCAGUCAGCUGGAAGCCCUGGCAGUGAAGUACAUUCAGAGGACAUUGCAGACAUGGAAGCUCUCAAGGAGGAAGAGGAAGAAGAUGAUCAUGGCCAUAGCCAUGAUCCUCCCAAAAGCAGUCGUGUUACAGACCUUCGAAACAGAAAGCUUGACUCUCAGGCAGGCAUUUGCUUGGGAGAAUCACAGGGCCCUCCAGAGAGAACUGGCACAAACAAUGGAACAGGGAAGGACCUUGUUUUCAACAAUGACUCAGUGCCAUCUGUUGAUAAUCGAAUCAGAAUGCUGGAUACCUGUUCCCGGCCUGAAGACACAGAACAUGAUAUGGCAGGAGAAAUGAGCACUGCACACAUAUCACAAGCAUCUCAGGAUUCUUGUAUCACACGUACUGGUGACUUCCUUGGAGAAGCUAUUGGGAAUGAAUUAUUUAAUUGUCGACAGUUUAUUGGGCCACAGCAUCACCAUCAUCACCACCACCACCAUCACCAUCAUCAUCACCACCACCACCAUCACCACCACCACGAUGGGCAUAUGGUUGAUGACAUGCUUAGUGCAGAUGAUGUCAGUUGCAGUAGUUCCCAAGUCAGUGCAAAAUCAGAAAAAAAUAUGGCUGAUUUUGAUGGUGAAGAAUCUGGAUGUGAAGAAGAGUUAGUACAAAUUAACUCACAUGCAGAGUUAACAUCUCAUCUUCAACAGCAUCUUCCAAAUUUAGCAUCUAUCUACCAUGAACAUCUUACUCAAGGCCCAGCAGUUCAUAAACAUCAAUACAGUAGCAAUGCUGUGACAGACAUUAAUUUGGAUAAUGUUUGCAAGAAAGGAAAUACUUUAUUGUGGGAUUUAGUACAAGAUGAAGAUGCAAUUCAUCUCUCAGAAGGGUUAAUAAAUGAAGCAGAGAAACUUCUUUGCUCCUUAGUAUGCUGGUUCACAGAUCGACAGAUCCGAAUGAGAUUCAUUGAAGGCUGUCUAGAAAAUUUAGCCAACAAUAGAUCUGUAGUAGUUUCACUUCGUCUUCUUCCAAAAUUGUUUGGUACUUUUCAGCAAUUUGGAAGCAGUUAUGAUACACAUUGGAUUACAAUGUGGGCAGAAAAAGAACUAAACAUGAUGAAGCUGUUCUUUGAUAAUUUGGUACACUACAUUCAAGCCGUAAGAGAAGGGAGACAUAAACAUGCCCUGUACAGCCACAGUGCAGAGGUUCAAGUUCGACUUCAGUUCUUGACAUGUGUUUUUUCUACUCUUGGAUCACCAGAUCAUUUUAGGCUAAGUUUAGAACAAGUUGACAUUUUGUGGCACUGUUUAGUUGAAGAUUCUGAGUGUUAUGAUGAUGCACUUCAUUGGUUUUUAAAUCAAGUUCGGAGUAAAGAUCAACAUGCGAUGGGAAUGGAAACUUACAAACAUCUUUUUCUAGAAAAGAUGCCACAGCUAAAACCAGAAACUAUUAGUAUGACUGGUUUAAACCUGUUUCAGCAUCUUUGCAACUUGGCACGACUGGCUACUAGUGCAUAUGAUGGUGGCUCAAACUCUGAGCUGUGUGGUAUGGACCAAUUCUGGGGCAUUGCUUUAAGAGCACAGUCUGGUGAUGUUAGUCGGGCAGCUAUUCAGUACAUCAACUCCUAUUAUAUAAAUGGUAAAACAGGUUUGGAGAAAGAGCAAGAAUUUAUUAGUAAGUGUAUGGAGAGCCUUAUGAUAGCUUCUAGCAAUCUUGAACAAGAAUCACACUCAAGUCUUACCAUUAUUGAAAGAGGACUUCUUAUGCUGAAGACACAUCUGGAAGCAUUUAGAAGGAGGUUUGCUUAUCAUCUGCGACAGUGGCAAAUUGAAGGCACUGGUAUUAGUAGUCAUUUAAAAGCACUUAGUGACAAACAGUCAUUACCACUAAGAAUUGUAUGCCAGCCAGCUGGCCUUCCUGACAAGAUGACUAUUGAAAUGUAUCCUAGUGACCAGGUAGCAGAUCUUAGGGCAGAAGUAACUCAUUGGUAUGAAAAUUUACAAAAAGAGCAGAUAAGUCAACAAGCUCAGCUUCAGGAAUUUGGUCAAAGCAGCAGAAAGGGAGAAUUCCCUGGGGGUCUCAUGGGACCUGUUAGAAUGAUUUCAUCUGGGCAUGAACUAACAACAGACUAUGAUGAAAAAACACUUCACGAACUUGGAUUUAAAGAUAUGCAGAUGGUAUUUGUGUCUCUGGGAGCACCAAGGCGAGAACGGAAAGGAGAAGGUGUUCAGUUACCAGCUUCUUGCCUGCCUCCUCCUCAGAAGGACAACAUUCCAAUGCUUUUGCUUUUACAAGAGCCACAUCUUACCACUCUUUUUGAUUUAUUAGAAAUGCUUGCUUCAUUUAAACCUCCUUCUGGUGAAGUGACAAUGGAAGAUAUUGAGAGUGCAAGGUGUGAAGAACUUCACCUUCAUGCAGAAAAUCUAUCCAGACGUGUCUGGGAGUUGCUAAUGCUUCUUCCUACAUGUCCUAACAUGCUACAGGCAUUCCAAACAAUUUCUGAUGAGCAGGGUAAUGAUGGGCUUAAUUGGAAAGAACUUCUAAGAAUAAAGAGUGCUCACAAAUUGUUGUAUGCUCUUGAAAUCAUUGAAGCAUUGGGUAAACCUAACAGAAGAAUAAGGAGAGAGUCUACGGGAAGUUAUAGUGACCUUUAUCCAGACUCUGAUGAUUCAAGUGAAGAUCAAAUAGAAAACAGUAAAAAUACCUGGAGCUGCAAGUUUGUAGCUGCUGGAGGACUACAACAAUUAAUAGAAAUCUUUAAUUCUGGAAUUUUAGAGCCUAAAGAGCAAGAAUCAUGGACUGUGUGGCAGCUAGAUUGUCUUGCUUGCUUGCUGAAGUUAAUAUGCCAGUUUGCAGUAGAUCCGUCAGAUUUGGAUUUAGCUUAUCAUGAUGUCUUUGCCUGGUCUGGUGUAGCAGAAAGCCAUAGGAAAAGAACUUGGCCUGGGAAAUCAAGGAAGGUGGCUGGAGAUCAUACCAAAGGUCUUCAUAUUCCCCGAUUAACAGAGGUAUUUCUUGUUCUUGUCCAAGGAACCUGUUUGAUUCAGCGGCUUAUGUCUGUUGCUUAUACUUAUGAUAACUUGGCACCUAGAGUUUUGAAAGCUCAGUCUGAUCACAGGUCAAGACAUGAAGUUACACAUUAUUCAAUGUGGCUCUUAGUCAGUUGGGCUCAUUGCUGUUCCUUAGUAAAAUCUAGCCUUGCCGACAGUGAUCAUUUACAAGAUUGGCUAAGGAAACUUACUCUUCUUAUUCCUGAGACUGCUGUUCGGCAUGAAUCUUGUAAUGGUUUAUACAAGUUAUCUUUAUCUGGACUAGAUGGUGGGGAUUCAAUUAAUAGAUCUUUUCUAUUACUUGCUGCCUCAACAUUACUGAAAUUUCUUCCUGAUGCUCAGGCUUUAAAGCCUAUUAAGAUUGAAGAUUAUGAAGAAGAGCCAGUACUAAUACCUGGAUGUAAAGAAUAUUUUUGGUUAUUAUGCAAAUUAAUUGACAACAUACAUGUAAAAGAUGCCAGUCAGACAACAUUACUGGACUUAGAUGCUUUGGCAAGGCAUCUGGCUGACUGUAUUAGAAGCAGGGAAAUACUUGAUCAUCAGGAUGGUAAUGUGGAAGAUGAUGGGCUUACAGGACUCUUACGACUUGCAACAAGUGUAAUUAAACACAAACCACCAUUCAAAUUUUCACGAGAAGGACAGGAAUUUCUAAGAGACAUCUUCAAUCUGCUCUUCUUACUUCCAAGUCUAAAAGAUCGCCAGCAACCAAAGUGCAAAUCACAUUCUUCAAGAGCUGCUGCUUAUGAUUUGUUAGUAGAAAUGGUAAAAGGAUCAGUUGAAAACUACAGACUUCUACACAACUGGGUGAUGGCCCAGCAUAUGCAAUCAUCCCAUGCUCCUUACAAGUGGGACUAUUGGCCUCAUGAUGAUGUUCGAGCAGAGUGUAGGUUUGUUGGCCUAACUAAUCUAGGAGCCACCUGUUAUUUGGCUUCCACUAUUCAGCAACUCUAUAUGAUACCUGAGGCUAGACAAGCCAUUUUUACUGCAAAGUAUUCAGAAGAUAUAAAGCAUAAGACUACUCUUCUGGAACUUCAGAAAAUGUUUACAUAUUUAAUGGAAAGUGAAUGUAAAGCUUAUAAUCCUAGACCUUUCUGCAAAACUUAUACUAUGGAUAAACAACCAUUGAAUACUGGUGAACAAAAAGAUAUGACAGAAUUCUUUACUGAUUUGAUAACAAAAAUUGAAGAAAUGUCUCCAGAACUGAAAAAUACAGUGAAAAGUUUGUUUGGUGGUGUCAUUACAAACAAUGUUGUCUCUUUGGAUUGUGAACAUGUCAGUCAGACUGCUGAAGAAUUCUAUACUGUGAGAUGCCAGGUGGCUGAUAUGAAGAACAUUUAUGAAUCUCUUGAUGAAGUAACUAUUAAAGAUACAUUAGAAGGUGACAACAUGUAUACUUGUUCUCAUUGUGGGAAGAAAGUACGAGCUGAAAAAAGGGCAUGUUUCAAGAAAUUACCUCGCAUCUUGAGUUUCAAUACAAUGAGGUAUACUUUUAAUAUGGUAACCAUGAUGAAGGAGAAAGUAAAUACCCACUUUUCAUUCCCUUUACGAUUGGAUAUGACUCCUUAUACUGAAGAUUUUCUUAUGGGCAAGUGUGACAGAAAAGAAGGUUUUAAGGAGGAAGUUGAUCAUGAAAAAGAAACUGAGAGCUAUGAAUAUGAUUUGAUUGGAGUGACAGUUCAUACAGGAACAGCAGAUGGUGGUCACUAUUACAGCUUCAUUAGGGAUAUAGUGAAUCCACAUGCUUAUAAGAACAAUAAAUGGUAUCUCUUUAAUGAUGCUGAAGUAAAACCUUUUGAUUCUGCUCAACUUGCUUCUGAAUGUUUUGGAGGGGAAAUGACAACCAAGACCUAUGAUUCCGUUACAGAUAAAUUUAUGGAUUUCUCCUUUGAAAAGACACAUAGUGCAUACAUGCUGUUUUAUAAACGGAUGGAACUGGAGGAAGAAAAUGGCAAAGAUCUCAAAUUUGAUGUUUCAUCAGAAUUGCUAGAGUGGAUUUGGCAUGAUAAUAUGCAAUUUCUUCAAGACAAGAACAUUUUUGAGCACACAUAUUUUGGGUUUAUGUGGCAGUUAUGUAGUAGUAUUCCAAGUACAUUACCUGAUCCAAAAGCUGUGUCCCUAAUGACUGCAAAGCUAAGUACUUCUUUUGUCCUGGAGACUUUUAUUCACUCAAAGGAAAAGCCCACAAUGCUUCAGUGGAUUGAAUUACUGACCAAGCAGUUCAAUAACAGCCAGGCAGCUUGCGAGUGGUUUUUAGACAGAAUGGCUGAUGAUGAUUGGUGGCCAAUGCAAAUCUUAAUAAAGUGCCCUAAUCAGAUUGUGAGACAGAUGUUUCAACGUUUGUGUAUUCAUGUGAUUCAGAGACUUAGACCUGUACAUGCUCACCUCUAUUUACAACCAGGAAUGGAAGAUGGGUCUGAUGACAUGGAUGGUCCUGUAGAAGACAUUGGAAGCCGUUCAUGUGUCACCAGAUUUGUGAAGACACUGUUAUCAAUUAUGGAACAUGGUGUAAAACCUCACAGUAAACAUCUCACUGAGUACUUUGCUUUUCUUUAUGAAUUUGCAAAAAUGGGUGAAGAGGAGAGCCAAUUUUUGCUUUCAUUGCAAGCUAUAUCAACAAUGGUGCAUUUCUACAUGGGAACCAAAGGUCCCGAAAAUCCUCAAGUUGAAGUGCUAUCAGAAGAAGAAGGGGAGGAAGAAGAGGAGGAAGAAGACAUACUAUCUUUAGCAGAAGAAAAAUAUAGGCCUGCUGCACUUGAAAAGAUGAUAGCUUUAGUUGCUCUUUUAGUUGAACAAUCUCGCUCAGAAAGGCAUUUAACUUUGUCUCAGAAUGAUAUGGCAGCAUUAACAGGAGGAAAGGGAUUUCCCUUCUUGUUUCAACAUAUUCGUGAUGGAAUCAAUAUAAGACAAACCUGUAAUCUGAUUUUCAGCCUUUGUCGAUAUAAUAAUCGACUUGCAGAACAUAUUAUUUCCAUGCUUUUCACAUCCAUAGCAAAGCUGACACCUGAGGCUGCCAACCCUUUCUUUAAAUUACUAACUAUGUUAAUGGAGUUUGCUGGUGGGCCUCCAGGAAUGCCACCCUUUGCAUCUUAUAUUCUGCAACGGAUAUGGGAGGUGAUUGAAUAUAACCCUUCUCAAUGCCUUGAUUGGUUGGCAGUACAAACACCACGUAAUAAAUUGGCACAUAGCUGGGUGCUUCAGAAUAUGGAAAACUGGGUUGAGCGUUUUCUUUUGGCACAUAAUUAUCCUCGAGUCAGAACUUCUGCAGCUUAUCUUCUGGUAUCUCUCAUCCCAAGCAAUUCAUUCCGUCAAAUGUUCCGGUCAACACGAUCUUUGCACAUCCCAACACGUGACCUGCCACUCAGUCCAGAUACCACAGUAGUUUUACAUCAGGUCUACAAUGUGCUUCUUGGCUUACUUUCCAGAGCCAAACUUUAUGUUGAUGCUGCUGUUCAUGGCACCACAAAGUUGGUGCCCUAUUUUAGUUUCAUGACAUACUGUCUCAUCUCCAAAACAGAGAAGCUUAUGUUUUCUACAUAUUUCAUGGACUUGUGGAACCUUUUCCAACCUAAACUCUCUGAGCCAGCAAUAGCAACCAACCACAAUAAGCAAGCUUUGCUUUCUUUUUGGUAUAACGUAUGUGUUGACUGUCCAGAGAACGUCCGCCUUAUUGUGCAGAACCCAGUGGUAACCAAGAACAUUGCCUUCAAUUACAUCCUCGCUGACCAUGAUGAUCAGGAUGUGGUGCUUUUUAACCGUGGGAUGCUGCCUGCCUACUAUGGCAUUCUGAGGCUCUGCUGUGAGCAAUCACCUGCAUUUACCAGACAGCUAGCAUCUCAUCAGAAUAUACAGUGGGCCUUUAAGAAUCUUACACCACAUGCUAGCCAGUACCCUGGAGUAUCAAGACCAUAUUUGUGUCAUAGAAGGAAUUUGGCAGUGGAAGAACUGUUUAACCUGAUGCAAUUGUUUGUAGCUCAGAGGCCAGAUAUGAGAGAGGAAGAGUUAGAAGAUAUUAAACAAUUUAAGAAAACAACUAUCAGUUGUUAUUUGCGUUGCUUGGAUGGCCGUUCCUGCUGGACAACUUUAAUAAGUGCCUUCAGAAUACUACUAGAAUCUGAUGAAGAUAGACUUCUUGUUAUAUUUAAUCGAGGAUUAAUCCUGAUGACGGAGUCAUUCAACACAUUACACAUGAUGUAUCAUGAAGCCACCGCAUGCCAUGUGACUGGAGACUUAGUAGAACUUCUGUCCAUAUUCCUUUCAGUUCUGAAGUCCACCCGCCCUUAUCUUCAGAGAAAAGAUGUGAAACAAGCAUUAAUUCAGUGGCAGGAACGAAUUGAAUUUGCCCAUAAGCUCUUAACUCUGCUUAAUUCCUAUAGUCCUCCAGAACUUAGAAAUGCAUGCAUAGAUGUCCUUAAGGAACUUGUGCUUCUGAGCCCUCAUGAUUUCCUGCAUACUCUAGUUCCAUUUCUACAGCACAACCAUUGCACGUACCACCACAGUAAUAUCCCAAUGUCCCUUGGACCUUAUUUCCCUUGUCGAGAAAAUCUCAAGCUAAUGGGAGGGAAAAGCAAUAUCCGUCCACCACGUCCUGAACUCAACAUGUGCCUCUUGCCCACAAUGGUGGAAACCAGCAAGGGCAAAGAUGACGUUUAUGAUCGUAUGCUGCUAGACUACUUCUUUUCUUAUCAUCAGUUCAUCCAUCUAUUAUGCCGAGUUGCAAUCAACUGUGAAAAAUUUACUGAAACAUUAGUUAAGCUGAGUGUCCUAGUUGCCUAUGAAGGUUUGCCACUUCAUCUUGCACUCUUCCCCAAACUUUGGACUGAGCUAUGCCAGACUCAGUCCUCUAUGUCAAAAAACUGCAUUAAGCUUUUAUGUGAAGAUCCCGUUUUCGCAGAGUAUAUUAAAUGUAUCCUAAUGGAUGAAAGGACCUUCCUCAAUAACAACUUCGUUUAUACAUUCUUGACCCACUUCCUCUUAAAGGUUCAAGGUCAGGUGUUUUCUGAAGCAAAUUGUGCCAAUUUGAUUAGCACUCUUAUUACAAACUUAAUAAAUCAGUAUCAGAGCUUACAGGCUGAUUUUACCAACCGAGUUGAAAUUUCCAAAGCAAGUUCUUCCUUAAAUGGGGACCUUCGGGCACUUGCUUUGCUCCUUUCGGUGCACACUCCCAAACAGCUGAACCCAGCUCUGAUUCCAACUCUUCAAGAGCUUUUAAGCAAGUGCAGGACUUGUCAGCAACAAAGAAAUUCACUCCAAGAACAAGAAACCAAAGAAAGGAAAACUAAAGAUGAUGAAGAGGCAACUCCUGUUAAAAGAAGGCGUGUUAGCAGUGAUGAAGAACAUACUGUAGACAGCUGCAUCAGUGACAUGAAAACUGAACCAAGGGAGGUAUUGACUCCAACUAGCACUUCAGAUAAUGAGACAAGAGACUCUUCAAUUAUUGAUCCAGGCACUGAACAAGAUCUUCCUUCCCCUGAAAAUAGUUCUGUCAAAGAGUACAGAAUGGAAGUCCCAUCUUCAUUUUCAGAAGACAUUUCAAAUAUUAGGUCACAGCAUGUGGAAGAUCAGUCUAGCAGUGGCAAGUUUGAAGAAGUCUGUAGAGAGUUUAAAGACCCCCAGAGUUCCAAGGAUUCUAACCUAGCCGAGGAGGAACCCGAGUUCCCUUCUACAUCAAUUUCUGCAGUUUUGUCUGACUACUGCGAUGGCCAAGCUUUGUCCUCCCAGGAUCCUGAAACUAGUUUAUCACUCAGUUGUGGCCAUUCCAGAGGACUCUUUAGUCACAUGCAGCAACAUGACAUUUUAGACACCCUGUGUAGGACCAUUGAAUCUACGAUUCUUGUGGUCACAAGGAUAGCUGGCAAAGGAAACCAAGCUGCUUCUUGACAUUAGAUGUAGCAUGUCUGCUUUUAAGUCUUUUUUUCCAAGAUGCUGUUUGUAUAAGUUUUGCUUAUUUCUGUUUUGUGCUUCAGUUUGUCCAGUGCUCUCUGCUUGAAUGGCAAGAUAGAUUUAUAGGCUUAAUUCUUGGUCAGGCAGAACUCCAGAUGAGAAAUUUUGCAUCUCCAGUACACUUUUCUUAAGGGCAAUCAGAUAAUGGAUAUGUUUUAUGUAAUUAAGAGUUCACUGUAGUGGCUUUCAUUUAAUAUGGCUGUCUGGGAGAACAGGGUUUCAUGACCCUGUACAAUGUAAUUUAAACUUAUGGCAUUUUUACUGUGUAUAAUAUGGUGUCCUCUGUGCCAGUUUUGUACCUUAUAAUAGAGGCAGAUUGCCUCAGAUCGCUGUGGUUCUUAUUAUCAAAAUUAAGUUUACUUGUAUACGAAACAACCACAAGAAAUUUGAUUCUGUAAAGAAUCCUCUUUAGCUGUGGCCUGGCAGUAUAUAUAUGGUGCUUUAUUUAACAGAAUACCUGUGGAGGAAAUAAAGCACACUUGAUGUAAAAAUAAUUGUUUUAUUUUUAUUGACAUGACCGAUGCUAUUCUGUGCACUUCAUUAAACUGAUUGUGAUGACUUUUCA